This is a messenger RNA of Plutella xylostella (diamondback moth), 1851 nucleotides long. RefSeq lists its product as uncharacterized. The record is from RefSeq and is a predicted model, not a curated record. Lineage: Eukaryota; Metazoa; Arthropoda; Insecta; Lepidoptera; Plutellidae.
AUGCUCCUCAUUAUUUGCUUCUUUGGCAUUAGCUUAGUUCAGGCCAGUAUUAGUGAUGUACUGCUCAAUCAAAGGAGGCAUGAGCAUUUUAUGACCGACAGCAAGUGCUUGGUCGAAAUCUGCAAGAAAUCUCUGUUUACACCUCAAGUGGUGGUGGUGGAUAGUGGCGCACGAACCAAUGACAUCAUUUCAUCGAUGCAGGGAAGCCAGAUUCCGUAUAUAACAAUGAAAAUUAAUGCAUUGUAUAUUGCUAAAGAGGCUAUCAAAGAUCAUAUUUUGGCUGUAAUACAAAUCGAUGACUGCACUGACGCUACUAGCUUCAAAAGUGAUAUAAUCAUUGAACACUGGCUUCAUGUUAUCAUUCUGACUGAUUUUGUUAAAGAAUGUGAAGUGAAUCUUCAAAAGUUCGGUGAGUUUGUAGACCGGUACGAUGUAACUUUCAUCAUAGAGAGAGCAGCAGACGAAGAUUACAACAAAAUCGUGACCUUCUUUCCUGAAAUCGAUGAAAAAACGUGCAAUUUAUCGAAAACCAUAACGCCGAAUCAUAUUAACACCUGCGUGAGCGGGAAAUUGAAAAACAACGAACUGUUUCCGCUAAAGCGUAUAAAAAACUACAAGAAGUGUCCGUUUCACGUGGGAAUUUCCCCGAUGUAUCCCUUCGUCUUUGUUCCUCAAAAAGAUCGACAGAGGGACAUGACGCCAAUAGCUGGAGCCCAUGGCUCAGAUGUGGAAAUCACAAAAAUAGUUGCCCAAUACCUAAACACUACCAUUAAAAUGUACUACAUUUUCAAAGAUGUGAAGAAUCCAUUUAUAGACUUUCAGUUCCUAUUGUUCAUUGCUAACGGAAGCUUAGACGCAUGCGUCGGGGGGUACUACAGGAUCUAUGGAAGUAUUGUUGAGUACUCCGGAAUUUAUAACCGACAAGCAGUUAUCUGGAUCUAUGCAGUCGAGAGACCCGCGAGAACUUGGCAAAACCUUAUUCGUAAGAUAAAUGGUAUUUACUUGUUCGUCGUCUUCUACACGUGUUACUCAGUUGUUUGGUUUAUUAUCUCGUAUUUUGAUGGAGACAAAAGCAACCUCGCUAACACUUUCUUCUUCAGUCUGGGCAGCUUGCUGGGAUGUGCGAGCUUGCAGGAAGCCAGGUCAGAUAAGCAGAAAAUCCUCAACUUUUGCUACUUAAUCAUGUGUUUGCACCUGGCUGCCUACGUAAACAUACAGUUGUAUUCAUUCCUAACCAUACAAUCACCACCAGAGACGUUCCACACCAUCUAUGACAUCAUGAACUCUGACAGACGCGCGUAUCUCAACAACCGGACAAAGUAUUUCCUUGACGACACUAAAUACAUCGACUACGCAAAGAAAUCAGCCGAAUGCAGCACUUUCGAGACAUGCCAAGAAACUAUUUUAACUAACAACGGAGUGACCUUAACAUUGGAUGGGUAUUUCUUUGCAUUCCAAGUGAAAACAGCAGUGAACUACGAAGCUAGAGUGCUGAAAACUUCUGACAACAUGAUGACUGUGUAUCAUGAGAUGAUUUUGAGAAAGUCUAGCCUUAAGAAUGCAGUGUUUGUAGACGUGGUGUCCAGGUUGUAUGAAGCUGGUAUAUGUGACCAGCUGUUCAAGGUAGCUGUAGGUCUAACAGUAGAAGACAAGUCUAGCAGUGUCACUAAUAAUGCUCUGAGGAACGGCUAUAGCUGUGAAGAAGGAUGUCCUAUAACCUUGUCACAAGUGGUGGGAGUAUUUUACUUGUGGGCUAUUGGAAUCGCUCUUUCUUGUUUCGUUCUCAUUAUUGAAUUGUACUCUGUAGAAAAAACUGAGAUGAAAGUGGAAACAUUCACAUUUCUUCAUUAG